Messenger RNA from Enhydra lutris kenyoni (northern sea otter), 923 nucleotides. RefSeq names its product phosphatidylinositol glycan anchor biosynthesis class L. Gene Ontology annotation, molecular function: N-acetylglucosaminylphosphatidylinositol deacetylase activity. Gene Ontology annotation, biological process: GPI anchor biosynthetic process. The record is from RefSeq and is a predicted model, not a curated record. Bases 3 to 761 code for a protein of 252 amino acids. NCBI's taxonomy places the organism in Eukaryota, Metazoa, Chordata, Mammalia, Carnivora, Mustelidae. Gene Ontology annotation, cellular component: endoplasmic reticulum. The transcript is spliced from 7 exons.
GGAUGGAAGCCGUGGGUUUUCUGUGUUUGGCCGCUGCGGUCGUAGCGUGGGGCUUCCUCUGGGUUUGGGAUUCCUGGGAAAGAGUGAAAAGUCAGGAACCGGCUGGCGUCCCGGGAGAUGGAAGCAAGACCCUCCUGGUGAUCGCGCACCCCGACGAUGAAGCCAUGUUCUUUGCUCCCACUUUGCUAGGCUUGGCCCGCCUGAGGCACCGGCUGUCUUUGCUCUGCUUCUCUGCAGGAAAUUACUACAAUCAAGGGGAGAUACGUAAGAAAGAACUUUUGCAGAGCUGUGAUGUUUUGGGGAUUCCACGUUCCAGUAUAAUGAUUAUUGAUAACAGGGACUUCCCAGAUGACCCAGGUGUGCAGUGGGACACAGAGCGUGUGGCUGGCACCCUCCUCCAGCACGUAGAAGCAAACAGCAUCAACCUGGUGGUGACGUUUGAUGCAGGGGGAGUCAGUGGUCACCGCAAUCAUGUUGCUCUGUAUGCAGCUGUGAGGACCCUCCACUCAGAAGGGAAGUUACCUGAAGGGUGCUCGGUGCUCACGCUUCAGUCAGUGAAUGUGUUGCGCAAGUACAUCUCCCUUCUGGACCUGCCCUUUUCUCUGCUUCAUACCCGGGAUGUCCUCUUCGUGCUCACCAGCAAAGAAGUGGCACAGGCCAAGAGAGCCAUGUCCUGCCACCACAGCCAGCUGCUCUGGUUCCGCCGCCUCUACGUGCUCUUCUCCAGGUACAUGAGAAUCAACUCCCUGCACUUCCUCUGAAGCCUGGAGGGGUCUUCAGGCUAAGGAACACAGGGAGAAGCAAAGACCAGAACGCCUGGGCCCAGGCCUUGAGCUGGCGGAUCAGCCUGAACUGAAGGAGAACCCCAUGGCGGGAGCCUUCCAGAGCUCUGCGGGUCCGCGCUGAGAAGCUCUAACUCGAGG